GAAAUGAAGAUAUAAAUUUAUAAGUAAUUUAAAAGUGUUUUGUGCCGCACGGGGACUUUUAUUUUGAAGUGGUGUUUUAUUUUGAAGCGCUGUCAAACGUGGCUUCCUGCUGCAUGAAAGCAUGUUGUCUGCCGUCAUUGAGCUGAGCUGUUUAUGGUACUCUUCAGUUUUAUUCGCACGGCCGGCACACGUUUAAACGUUUACUCGUUCACGCUAAAUAGGCCGUUUAGGAGCGCGAGGAUGUGUAAAGAGCCGAAGACGAGAGUCCUGCGGUUACCGGCUCAGAGCUCCGUUGACCCGACGCCGCCGCCGCCGCAGGAGUGGACCGAGAUCCUGACCGUCACAGUCAAGGCUCUGAAGGCGGGUCAGGUCGUGGCCGUUCCCACUGACACCAUCUACGGUCUGGCCUGCGUGGCUCAAAACUCUGCGGCCGUCACGAGAGUCUAUGAUAUCAAAGGAAGGAAUGGAGACAAACCUCUAGCCAUCUGUGUCGGAGAAAUACAGGACAUAUACAGAUUCUGUAAGGUGUCUGUGAAGGAGGAUCUGCUCCGAGAUCUGCUGCCUGGACCGGUUACACUAGUUCUGGAAAGAUCAACCACACUGAACGGAGACCUCAAUCCUUUUACCAAGCUCAUAGGGGUUCGCAUUCCAGACCAUCCGUUCAUGAGGCGUCUCUGUCAGAUGUGCGGCGAGCCGCUUGCUCUCACCAGUGCUAACGUCAGCGCACAAACCAGCACGGUUGCUGCUAACGAGUUUGAGGAUUUGUGGCCCAGUCUGGCUGUUGUGGUGGACGGAGGCCCGAUUGGAGAUAAAAGCCGUUUGGGUUCAACAGUUGUGGAUCUGUCUGUAUGCGGCAGAUACCGUAUAAUCAGACCGGGAUGUGCGCUCUCUGCUACAGUUCAGGUACUUGAGGGCAAGUAUGGACUGCUGGAGGAUCCUAUCAACCAAUGAGAUGCAAGCGCAGCACAAACCCGCUGUAGGUCAACGUCAGCCCAGGGAUCAGACGCUCUUCUGAAGUCUGUGUGGUUCUCAGUAAUGGGUCUUGAGUUUCUCUGCUUUUUCACCUCUCUUCAGAGAGGUUUGGGAUUGGUGGAUCUGGUCUGAGUGUGCUUAUAAAUUGAGUUUGUGGAUUCAAUAGACUCUGUUAAAGACGCACAUUGUUCUUACUUGUAGUCAGACGUUUAGUUUCAGUGGAGUGUGAUCAGAUGUUCUGUACAGUGGGGUAAUUCUCCUGUUGACAUGACCUCUACACCACUGAGAUGCCUUUGGGGAUACACGGAAUAUUAUAAUGAAUACUGCAAACCUUGAUUGAGUUGAUUGCUUUGUUACAGUACAGUAAUAGUUUAGACUUAAGGAUUUGGGGUUUUAUUUAUUGCAAUUUUAAAUAUCAGAUUGAGUUGGGGUUUUUUUGUUUUUUAGGGGUCACUUGCUCUCUGGCAAGAGCGUCAGUCUUUUUAUAAAAUUAAAAAAAUCUGAAGUCAAGAACUUUUAUUUAUUAUUGUACUGUUUUUCAUUGUGGACCAAAGCAGAUUAAAUCAUCUUAUGCAGAUGUUAUGCAAGAGUCCCACUCAUUUGGUAUUUGCAGUUAACCCAUUAUGUCCCUGUUGGCCGCCUUCCAUUUUAUUUCAUACAGUUAGUAAUGCUUAUGAAUUUAUGGAUGUUUUGGAUGUAAACUGGGUUAAGCCAUGUUUCUGUUCUUCUGAGACAUGUUGACAUGGAGCAGCAGUCUCGGAGAAUAACUGGCUGUUUGUUUACUAUCUGUGGCUGUAUUCAAGGGAGAUCGUGCCAAACCGUGGAAAACUUCACUUGCUGUUAUGUGAGAAAUGAGUCUCUAUAAUUUAAACAUUUGAAAACAUACAUGUGUGAAUAUUUUAACCUCACUGGCCAGAUCAGAGACCUAGUGUGCACGACAUGUACAGUAUUGCAUGCAAGUCACUUCAGAAAGGUUGUAUUUAAGAGCUGAAGGUAGGGCACAAUUGAUACAGCGUCUCUAAUCAAAAUGAUAACCCAGUUAUUUAACAUGGAAUCAGUGAAUCAUGGCAGGAGGCCACUAGUUUUAAUAAUGUCAUCAGUAACUGAAUACUGAAACCCUUUAAAUAUCAGGGAAUUGUAAACUUGUGAUUAGUCAGACAAGGGGAGAAGCAACAUGGAAUUAAAUUCAUUAAUGUUCUUUAAUUCUAAAACCGUUUUUGGCAUGUUGCAGUAAUAUUCCAUGUCAAUGCUUCCCUUUCAAAUUACUUUUGGAGAGAUAAACAAUCCAAAGAAUUUUGCUCGAUUCACACUUUCCUUAUUCAAGACAGUAAAGAAUGUUAAUGUAUAUCAAAUAAAUGCUUAUUCAAAUCUAAUAAAAUGUAUGACCAUUAGUAGUUUUGUUGGCUUGAAUACGUAUUUUGUUUUUAUUUGCAUCUCAAUACUGUCCUCUGUUUUUGUCUGCGCUUGAAGGCAGCGUGUAAUGUGUUCUGUAGCUCAUAAGCGUUCUGUGUGGUAGAUACCAUGUAAUCAGAGUGGUGAGUAACUCCCAGAAUAAAUUCAGAAAAGGUCUCAAAAACAAGA
Messenger RNA from Onychostoma macrolepis, 2553 nucleotides. It is a transcript of the gene yrdc, whose product is annotated as yrdC N(6)-threonylcarbamoyltransferase domain containing. The record is from RefSeq and is a predicted model, not a curated record. Bases 154 to 951 code for a protein of 265 amino acids. Gene Ontology annotation, cellular component: cytoplasm. NCBI's taxonomy places the organism in Eukaryota, Metazoa, Chordata, Actinopteri, Cypriniformes, Cyprinidae. The transcript has 6 exons. Gene Ontology annotation, biological process: regulation of translational fidelity. Gene Ontology annotation, molecular function: double-stranded RNA binding; nucleotidyltransferase activity; tRNA binding.